CACACAUCAGCGCACGGUGCUUUUGCUACGUUGCAAGAAGAUGGAAAGGGCGGAUAAAAAACACAACACUGACGAUGUGCACUCUGGUGGCGUAUAAGUGCACUGUCAACUCAUUCUCCGCAUAUACACACAUACACUAAGUCCUUCUUGGAAAUUCUAUUCUGGUUCAACACACACACACACAAACACAAAAAUAAACUUUCCUCCUUUUCCCACCAUCAUUUCCUGUCUUUUCCAUCAAUAUACGUAGAUUUGAUCUUUUGUUCUCUCUUCUACGAUAUACAUUUAUAAACCAUCAUGUCAAACCAUCUUUCCACACCUUCUAAUGGGCCACCAAUCAAGGCAUCGCGCACUCGUGGCGCUUCGCACAUUGACUUCAAAUCAGCCACAACUGGUGUGGCAGCAAAGGCAAUGCGCAAUGAAUUGAACAAAUUGGUCGCUGGCAUCGAAGAACCAGUGGCUCGCAAGGCAUUCGAUGCAGAAAUGUCAUCUUUCUUCACUUUGUUCAACCGUUACCUUGCUUCCCGUGCAAAAGAUGAGAAAUUGGUCUGGGACAAGGUUAAAGCACCUGCACCACAACAAAUCACACCUUACGAGCAAUUACCUCAAGCAAACGAUCCUUCUUUGUUGAACAAAUUGGCCGUAUUGAAAUUGAACGGUGGUUUGGGUACAACAAUGGGCUGCACAGGUCCAAAAUCCGUCAUUGAAGUUCGUGAAGGAAUGACAUUCUUGGAUUUGAGUGUUCGUCAAAUUGAACAUCUCAACUCCUCCCACAAUGUCAACGUUCCAUUCAUCUUGAUGAACUCUUUCAACACAGAUGACGACACAGCAAGAGUCAUUCAAAAAUACGCAAACCACAAUGUUGAAAUCUUGACAUUCAACCAAUCACGUUACCCACGUAUCAACAAAGAGAGCCUUUUGCCUUGCCCUCGCAGUGCAACAAGCGACAAGAGCCUUUGGUACCCACCAGGACACGGAGACUUGUUUGAUGCCAUGUACAACUCCGGUCUCUUGGACAGAUUGAUUAGCGCUGGAAAGGAAUACGUCUUCGUUUCCAACGUUGACAACUUGGGUGCUGAUGUAGACUUGAACAUCUUCCAACACAUGGUCGAAACUCAAGCUGAAUUCAUCUCUGAAGUGACAGAUAAGACAAAGGCUGACGUCAAGGGUGGUACUUUGAUCGAUUACGAAAACACUAUUCGUCUUUUGGAAAUCGCUCAAGUUCCAAGCGAACAUGUUGAAGAUUUCAAGAGUGUGAAGAAGUUCAAGAUUUUCAACACAAACAACUUGUGGCUCAACUUGAAGGCAAUCAAGCGUGUUCUUGAAAAUGACGAAUUAGAUCUUGAAAUCAUUGUUAACAACAAAUCUUUGCCAAACGGAGAGGCUGUUAUCCAAUUGGAAACCGCCGUUGGUGCAGCUAUCAAGCAUUUCCGUGGAGCCAAGGGUGUCAACGUUCCCCGUUCUCGUUUCUUGCCUGUCAAGUCAUGCAGUGAUUUGCUCUUGAUCACAUCUGAUCUUUACAGACUACAGCACGGAAGCUUGCGCAAGGACCCCUCGAUCGAAUUCAACACACAACCUGUUGUCAAAUUGGGACCACAUUUCAGCAAAGUUGCACAAUUCCAAUCAAGAUUCAAAUCUGUGCCAAACAUGAAAGAAUUGGAUCAUUUGACCAUUUCUGGUAAUGUGACAAUCGGCAGAAAUGUUACCCUUCGUGGAACUGUGAUCAUUAUUGCGGUUGAAGGAUCUUCAAUCCACAUUCCUGAUGGAUCUAUUUUGGAGAACAAGCUAUGCUCAGGAAACUUCAGCAUUAUUGAUCACUAAGUGGCUCGCAAGAUCAGCUUCUUGUGUUCACAAUUUCUUCCGUCUAUGACUCUUUUUUCUUAACUUAGAGUAAUGUGUCGAGAUAACUUUUAUCGCAUCAAAUCAACUCUUUUCUAUAAAGCAUACUGUUACAUACAUAUAUAUAUAUAUCGUUCAUGAUUGAUCACGAUUAUACUUCCGGGAGCCCUC
Messenger RNA from Meira miltonrushii, 2010 nucleotides. Its product is annotated as putative UTP-glucose-1-phosphate uridylyltransferase. Gene Ontology annotation, molecular function: UTP:glucose-1-phosphate uridylyltransferase activity. Gene Ontology annotation, biological process: UDP-alpha-D-glucose metabolic process; glycogen metabolic process. Bases 298 to 1821 code for a protein of 507 amino acids. The transcript has 2 exons. The record is from RefSeq and is a predicted model, not a curated record. Gene Ontology annotation, cellular component: cytoplasm. Lineage: Eukaryota; Fungi; Basidiomycota; Exobasidiomycetes; Exobasidiales; Brachybasidiaceae.